GGAUCCUGGCGGGCCCUGGAUGGCUGAAGAAGCCCCCAAGGACCCCUCAAAGCCCAUCGGUGCCUGGGAGGAGACAAAACCUCCCCAAUGGAAGAGUUGGCAAAAGAGCCCACAGCAGAAGCAGGAGCUGUGUGUGCCUCAGCCCUUCCAUGCCGAUUCACCAGCCUACUGUAACGCCUGCUUGAUGAGGCUAGACUCGGAGGAGAAAGAGGCUCUGGAUUACAUCGAAGCCUUUCUCACGAGCAAUGAACAGGACGAGGCCAAGAAACUCAAGUUCUUGGAUUCCAUCAGCACCCUCAGAAGCCUGCCUGCUUUUAUGAACAAAGCCCUGCUAGUGGAGAAGAUAAAGGAGCUGAUUGAUCACGAGUCCGUCGACUCCCUGACCGGCGUGAUGCGUCAGCAAGCUAUGCUCGCCAUCAUGAAGCUGAGCAAAAUGAAGCUACCGGUGCGGAUCCUGACACAACCCAGCCUGCUCGCCACCUGCUUCUCCAGCAUCUUCUCCCUGCCUCCAGCACACACCAUGGAGGAGGUGGAGGCUGCUCUCUACACCAAAACUUUGAAAACCAUGGAUGAGAUGCUGAAGGCCUUGGUGUGCGAGGAUCAGGAGCCCAACCUUCUGGUGCUGCAAAUCAUCUUGAAGGUCCUGCUCCCCUGGACCACAUCCAGGGAGGUACAUGAGCGGCUGAGGGCAGUGGGAAGGAUCAGGUGGCUGAUGGAAUUCAUGGGGUCUCAGUGCAAAUUCCAGGAAGUGGAGGAGUUCAGAGUCCUGGGCCAGCUGGUGGGGUGUCUCACUCUGUGCUGUGUGGAGCAGGAGCAGGAGAUCUGGCAAUCGGCUGUGGAGGGACUUCACCACCUCUUCUCCUUCAUGCAGCUGCUAAAAUCCAAAAUGCUGGUGAAGCACGGCGCAGAGUAUCGGCAGAUCCUCAAGGACAGUCAAACUGAGAGAGCCUUCUGGGUCACCAACAUCAGCAAUAUCACAUCGCUGUUUGGGAAGUACUUCAACCCAUCCGAGAGCAUGGACUUCCUCCUCAUUGCUAUCGACGGCGUGAGAGACUCCAGCGUCCAUGACGCAGUGACGGCCAGGAACAUGCUGCAUAAGAUCCUGGAGGUUCCCGGCCUAGGCUUGGUGAGGGUGUCAGAGGCUGUGAGGAGCAUUCAUAAGCACCUGGACUCCAUCAGCGAGCCACUUGCCCGGCAGGAGCUGCUCAGGGCCCUUCUCCUGCUGGGUUCCCAGUUCAGCGAGGAGGUGGUCGGAACCCUGCUGGGCUGCUCACUGUCAUGUGACAGUGUUGCUGCGGAGAUGUGGAAGAUGCUGACAUCCCAGCCCAAGAGCACAGAAAAGAUCCUUAGGGAGCUGGUCAGCAGGCUGCAGGGGCAGGCUCCACGACGGCAUCAGCUCUCUCAGAGACCGGCCGGCGUCGCCUCCUGGCCGUAA
Molecule: messenger RNA, 1435 nt
Organism: Mauremys reevesii (Reeves's turtle)
Lineage: Eukaryota; Metazoa; Chordata; Testudines; Geoemydidae
Product: maestro heat-like repeat-containing protein family member 7
Exons: 13
Coding region: 20-1435 (471 amino acids)
Cellular component (GO): cytoplasm
Source: RefSeq, a predicted model, not a curated record